GUAAGGGGUCUGUAAUUGUCCAGGCGUCAAGGAAGGAAGCAGAAGAUCCUAUUGGCAGAGAAAUGACCCUUUCUGGUUGAUCGCUUCAUAUAGGGACUCAGAAGUCUGGCAGCAACAACCUUGGCUCUUUUCCUGGUGUUUGUUUUCCUGGGAAACUCCAGCUGCGCUCCGCAGAGACUGUUGGAGAGAAGGAACUGGACUCCUCAAGCUAUGCUCUACCUGAAAGGGGCACAGGGUCGCCGCUUCAUCUCCGACCAGAGCCGGAGAAAGGACCUCUCCGACAGGCCACUGCCGGAAAGACGAAGCCCAAAUCCCCGACUACUAACUAUGCCAGAGGCAGCAACCAUCUUACUGGCGUCCCUUCAGAAAUCACCAGAAGAUGAAGAAAAAAACUUUGAUCAAACCAGAUUCCUGGAAGACAGUCUGCUUAACUGGUGAAAAUAUACUAGAUUAUGUUUAAUUAUAGUUCUAUUCUCUUUGAAAACAUGAACCAUGUGAAUAAAACCUUUGGACCCUUUUAUUCUGUUUAUAAUCUUAAGAACACACACAGAUAGUUUUAUUCUUUCAGAAACAAAAUAUAUAUAUAGGAUGCUUAGCUGAGAACAACGUCUUCUUCUUUCAUUGCUUCAGGUCCUGUUUAGAUGGCCAAAAAUGUUUUUAGAUCACUUUGUGUCUUACUCUUGAGUUUCUUAGAAUAUUUAUAAUUAUAAGGCUGAAGACUAAAGUGUUCUUUCCUUUUAACUAUAGCCAGUACCUGUCUUGAUCUUAGUUGUGUGUGUGUUUUUUUUUCAUUUUGUUACCCACUUGCAUUUUGUUUUCACUCAGCAGAAAUUCUCCUUCUCUGUUUUCCUUUUAUCCCAUCCCCAAGAAGGUGGGAGGAAGGUGAGAAACGUGGCAGCAUGCGAAAUAGGAGAGUACGACUCUCUAUAGCUCAUCCAGGAGUGAUCAAUUAAGAAGAGAAAUUGGAUGACUGGGGAGAAGCCCUGUAACAGGAACACUUCAGUGUGGUUGCUGAGAGGAGACAGUCAUUGAGGUAGAAGGUUUGCCAAAAAUCCAGAGCUCAGAGCUCCCUUUGUGCUCUUUGGGAAUUACCUUGCAUUCAGUUUAGAAAUCUAAAAGUUACUGGGAAAUAAGCAGAUGGAGACACACUCUGUUGUUUACGUAUUGGAAGAAGGGAACAAGCCAGUUUUGUUAAAGGUAACUCAUUUUCCAUGACCAAACAGACUCAACAGAUUCAAGUACUCUGCUUACUCUAAUUGACUAGACUCUAGGUUUUAUUUGACAUCAUAGCAUUACAUAAAUCACUCUGAUAAUGUAAGUGCACAGUAAUAUGCCUGAUCUUCUCCUUUUUAAAAGCCAACUUGAGUUCAGUACCAUCUGAAUACACACACACGCACAUACACCCACACACGCAUGCACACAUACUCCUGUGGCAAACAUAAUAAUGUAUUUAUUUAGAAUUAUAAUAUGACCAUCAUGUUAAUUGUUUUUUACCUAAUCAGAGUUGUUAUUGACAAAUGUCAUAAGUGGAAAGUACUAAUUCUUAUUGUCAUCAGUAUUUAGCCAUUAUUUAGUAGCUCAAGAAUAUCUUUAUGUGAAUGUCUCUGUAACUUGGAAUUGCAAUUUCACUGUGUUAAGUAAUCAGAACUCUGCUUAUAAGAUUUAUCUGUAUCUUGUUUCAUAAUUUAAUAAUGAAACUAAAUUCAAGUUAAUGUAAUGUUGAUCUCUGUCAAAAAAUGACUUGUGAGCAUUAAAAUAUCUGUAUGGCAUUAUAA
Nomascus leucogenys (northern white-cheeked gibbon) is the source of this 1775-nucleotide messenger RNA. RefSeq names its product spexin hormone (gene SPX). Gene Ontology annotation, cellular component: cytoplasm. Lineage: Eukaryota; Metazoa; Chordata; Mammalia; Primates; Hylobatidae. Gene Ontology annotation, molecular function: neuropeptide hormone activity. The record is from RefSeq and is a predicted model, not a curated record. Gene Ontology annotation, biological process: positive regulation of gastro-intestinal system smooth muscle contraction.